AUGCACUCUGGUGUAUGGUUUAUUAUCCGAACAUUGAAUCUCCAAGCAAUUCAUCGCAAUACAUCUUUUGUGUCAAUCUUUGAGAUGGCCUUUUUAAAUCGGGGCCGGUCAGAUUCCAAGCGACUCAGUUUCCGAAAGAAGGGUCGACUUCACAAUGCCGAUUUGAGCGAACCCCGCCCCAGGCCAUUGACUCCUCCGUUGCCAGAAGAUACAGAUUCCAAACCCCAGGCACCCUCAGGUAGUCGCAGAUGGCGAUUAUCACUUUCAAAGUGGCGGGAACAACGACAUACAUUCGAACAAGCCCAGUCUCCUCUGUUCGCAUAUCUGCCCGCCGAAGUCCGCCUUCUGAUCUGGGAACAUUAUUUCUGUAGCCAUUUGCUACAUAUCAUACGGCCAAACCAGCGUAAAUGGAAACGAUCCGAAGAUCUAAUAAUUGGCAUUCUUUGUACUGAGAACCACGGAUUGUGUCCGUGUAGCCAUUCUUGUUGGGGAUAUGCAGGUCGUCGACCUGCAGGGAACUGCGUUGCAACUACACAACACGAGUCAUAUUACCACAAGGACUCUGAAUGGGCAUCUGACUCAAGGAGGGUGGACUUUGUACCUUUGUUACAAACAUGUCGCAAGUUAUAUUCGGAAGCCAUUGAUAUGAUUUAUCAAAAGAAUACCUUCCUGUUCAACCAUACAUAUACAAUUAUUGAUUUCUCGCAUACACUUCUGUCACAAAGAGUCAGCUUGAUACGCACAGUGCAGCUCAGCUUUCCAGAUCAUGGCGGACCGACUUGGGAUAUAUGUUGCCAGGUCCUGGCUACUAAGAUGCCUCAUCUGAAGCGCCUGACUAUCCAUUUAUAUCCUCACGUCACAAAUCACCUGGAUGAUUGGCUUAUACCGUUGCAUGAGAUUCGACAACCCACAGACUUUGAGGUAUUGCUCAUAAAGCCGUGGUAUUUGGAUCCACAAUGGGAGAAGUCGCUUGGGCUUGUUGAUGCGCCAUUUCGAUUUGCGAUUGUUGAUCUAGAUAAGCGCAUAUUUCUGCACCCAGGGCUGCCAUUCGAGGAUAGUACUCAUAUAUAG
Messenger RNA from Penicillium paradoxum, 1071 nucleotides. RefSeq lists its product as uncharacterized. The record is from RefSeq and is a predicted model, not a curated record. NCBI's taxonomy places the organism in Eukaryota, Fungi, Ascomycota, Eurotiomycetes, Eurotiales, Aspergillaceae. The transcript has 2 exons. The coding region runs from base 1 to 1071 and encodes 356 amino acids.